AUGUUAUAUUUAUCACUGAUUAUUUCAGCUAACUUUGGCCCUUGGGAACUAGGCCCACAGCAUGGCUUUGCCAGAACCAGUAAAUGGAAGGUAGAAAAAGAACCUGUGGCAGAUAAAGAUGGAAAUGUGACAGCAGUGCUGAGUUUGGAAGAUGAUGAUAUAACCAGAGCAUUGUGGGACUACAGGUUCAAGUUGACAUACACUUUGACGCUAUCUGAAGACUCAUUUGGAAUGAAGUUUCAAGUAGAGAACAAAGAUAAUAAACCCUUUGACUUCACCUGUUUGCUGCAUACUUACUUCAGAACAUCAGAUGUGGUAAAGACGGAUGUGCUUGGGCUUGGCAACCUGCAGUACAUUGAUAAGGUAAAAGGAGUCCAAACAUUCCAGCAAGUAGACGACCCAAUUAUAGUGGAAGAGAAUGUGGACAGAAUCUACCUGAAUACCCCAAAUGAAAUUCUCAUAAAAGAUAAAGAAGAUGGGACCACUGUGAAGCUAACAAAGGAUAACUUCCCUGAAAUCGUGUUAUGGAACCCAUGGAAAGAGAAAGCAGCAGCCAUGGGAGACUUUUGGGAUGAAGAGUAUCCAAAUAUGAUCUGUGUGGAAGCAGGUUAUGUUCACAAGCCUUACACAUUACAACCAGGCUCUGUCUUUGAGGCAUCACAGACACUGACUGUUGUGUAACUGCAAUACCUGAAGCAGCAUCUAAGGCAUUGGAAUAUGUUAUAGACCAAAAUUAAAU
Molecule: messenger RNA, 739 nt
Organism: Lingula anatina
Lineage: Eukaryota; Metazoa; Brachiopoda; Lingulata; Lingulida; Lingulidae
Biological process (GO): carbohydrate metabolic process
Cellular component (GO): cytoplasm
Molecular function (GO): carbohydrate binding; glucose-6-phosphate 1-epimerase activity
Source: RefSeq, a predicted model, not a curated record